Messenger RNA from Asparagus officinalis (garden asparagus), 1302 nucleotides. RefSeq names its product cytochrome P450 71A1-like. Bases 26 to 1276 code for a protein of 416 amino acids. Gene Ontology annotation, molecular function: heme binding; monooxygenase activity; iron ion binding. Lineage: Eukaryota; Viridiplantae; Streptophyta; Magnoliopsida; Asparagales; Asparagaceae. The transcript has 3 exons. The record is from RefSeq and is a predicted model, not a curated record.
AUGUAACUUUAACAGUAAACAAAAAAUGUCCCUCCCAAUUCUCUCACCAUCUUUCCUUCUUCCUUUCCUCUUGUUAGCUCCCUUUCUCUUACUGCUAUCUCAUUAUAGACCCUCCACCAGUAAAAGAGACUUCCCUCCAUCUCCAUCCAGGCUCCCCAUCAUCGGAAACCUCCAUCAACUAACCGGUUCUCUGCCUCAUCGAUCUCUUGCCUCCCUCUCAAACAAACACGGCCCUCUCAUGCUCCUCCACCUCGGCCAAAUCCGAACUCUAAUUAUCUCAUCCCCAGAGAUACUACAAGAGGUGGUAGAAACGCAAGAUGCCAUUUUUUCCGGUAGGCCAUCCCUCGUAGUAGCCAACAAGCUUUUAUAUGGAUCCAAAGACGUUGCUUUUGCGCCGCCAGGCGAUUACUGGAGGAACAUGAAGAGUCUCAUUGUUUCUCACCUCGUAAGCCCGCAAAGGAUUCAAUCUUAUUGUCUUCUAAGAGAACAGGCGGUAGCCUCCAUGAUCGAUAACAUUAUGAAGCUAUCAUCACUAGGACCACAGAUGAAUUUGAGCGAUCCUAUAACGAUAUUUGCAAAGGAGGUAUUUAGUGCGAUAGUAUUUAACAAGCGCUCGAGAGAGGAGGGAUGGAAUGAGGUGGCUGAUGUGCUUAUCAAGGAAAGUAAUGAUUUGCUCGGAUCGUUUCAUUUUGGGGACUACUUCCCGCGUCUUUCAUGGUUAAGUACCCUCAGUGGAUUUGAUGCGAGAUUGGAGAGGACAUUCAGCAAGGUGGAUAAAAUCCUCGAACAAAUCAUUGAGGAUCGACGUAGUGGUGACAGUAAAUCGAUAAAUCAUGGGUCUGAGCUUGAUUCGUUCGUCGAUAUCUUGCUCUCGCUUCAGAAAGAUAGCAAAACUGGAAGUUUGCUUGACGAAGAGAGCAUUAAAGCUUUCGUUGGGGACACAUUUGGUGGGGGAACCAUAGUAACAGCACUGAUCCUAGAAUGGGCUAUGGCAGAGCUUGUAAGAACACCAGAAGCCAUGAAGAAAUUACAAAAGGAAUUACGAAGUAAGGUUGGUGUAAAGAUCAUAAUGAAAAACGAGGACUUGGUCGCAAUGACCUAUUUGAAAUCGGUGAUAAAGGAGGCCCUGCGGUUGCAUACGCCCAGUCCGUUUCUCGUUCCACGUGAAGUGAUUCAAAAUACUCGAGUUCAAGGCUAUGAAAUUCCGAAGCAGACAAGAGUCACUUUGGCGGCUCAGAGCAUCGGAAAGUCGUGGGGUGACGGAUUUCUUGCAUAGUCGUCAUCGCGUAUUUUUACUAGUAU